Messenger RNA from Leguminivora glycinivorella, 3266 nucleotides. RefSeq lists its product as uncharacterized. Lineage: Eukaryota; Metazoa; Arthropoda; Insecta; Lepidoptera; Tortricidae. The transcript has 2 exons. Bases 1106 to 2680 code for a protein of 524 amino acids. The record is from RefSeq and is a predicted model, not a curated record.
CCAAGCCAUCGACAUCGUCAGCAAGCUCGAGCAAGAGGGUCAGAAUAGCUCCUGUGAAGCCGCGGCACGGCACUGCAGCGGAACUAUUCGGUGCCGAUAGCGAUGACGAGGGAUUAGAAGCGAACCAACCUGCAGGGGAGGUGGGAUCACGUAACCGUCCGUUAUCCAGAACUAUUUUAAUGAAAUGUGACAAAUGUCAAAUUAAAUUGCCUAAGAAUGAAUACAAUGCCCAUUUGAGAACUAAUUUACAUAAAUCGAAUUGCAUAUUGAAAACUGAUUUGAAUAAUAUUGAAAUUAUAGCAACAGCCUUUAAAAACAGAAUAGUCACCUAUCGUCUGAAUGCAACACAAAAUGAAUACGUAACUCCUGAGACGUUUUUGUGUGAUAUCAAAAGUAACAUUAUGAAAGUUGUAGAAAUGUCAUUACGGGAACAUAAAAGUAUCAAAAUAAACUAUGAGCUUUUCGUUUACUUUACAUUACCUCAUUCAGGCAAACAACAGUUAAAGUCAUUCAAUACAAAAUAUGAUGUUAUUUAUGAAAACACAAAUAUCAAUGAACUGUUUGAAAAUACGAUUGAACAUUUAAAAAAUAAAGUUAUAGAAUUUGAGCACCGUGAAUCAGGCUGGUCUUUUGUCGCAAUAAGUCAUUUAGAAGUUAACGUAAACAAGUAUUGUCCGAUGCGAGGAGGUACUUACAUACCUUUACCCCCAAGUGUCAAAAAUACUAAAAGCUGCAUUAAUAUUCAAAACAACGAUAAUUGUUGCUUUUUAUGGAGUAUACUGGCUGGUCUAUAUCCUGCAAAGAAUAAUGUGUGUCGAACUAAAUCAUACCCGCACUAUUCAGAUGUUUUAAAUAUCGAUGGAAUGUCAUUCCCAUUAUCAGUCAGCGAUAUACAGUUAUUUGAAAAAAUAACCCUGAUAUAAGCAUUUGUAUAUAUGGAUUGGAUAAUAAGUAUGCAGUAACAGGUCCUCUAUAUAGAUCCAAAUCAAAGAAAAAUAAUCAUUUUAAUCUAUUAUAUAUUGAAGUCGUUGGUAAAGGACAUUACUGUUUAAUUAAAGACCUGGUACGAUUAGUUAGAAGACAAGUAACUUUACAUAGAGGCCACAUGCAUUUCUGUGACUCAUGUUUGCAAUUUUUUAAAAGCGAUAAUAAAUUUAAAACACACCAUUGUUCCGAAAUUGUAACAGUUUUACCUAAUGAAAAUACUGUCAUUCAAUUUAAGAACUUCGAACGUAAACAAAAAAUCAAUUUUAUUAUAUACGCUGAUUUUGAAAGUAUGUUAAUUAAUUGUAAUUCAGACAGUAGUAAAAAUACGCAAAACCUAAAAAAGCAUGUCCCGACAUGUUUCGGUUAUUACAUAUGCUGCUCGCACGAUGCAAGUUUGAAUAAAUAUGUUUCUUACAGAGGUGAAGAUUGUGUAAAAGUUUUUGUUGAAUGGUUAAUAAACGAUAUUCAUGAAAUUCACAACAUACUAAUUAAAAAUAAUCCUAUGAAUCCAUUAACAUAUAAAGAAAAGUGUAAUUAUGAGAAUGCUACACACUGUCAUAUUUGUAAGCAGUUUUUAUUUGGUGACAAAGUCCGUGAUCACGAUCACAUUACAUCAGAGUACAGAGGUGCAGCUCAUUCACUUUGCAAUUUGAAAUACAGAAUCUGUUCCUUUAUACCAGUUGUCUUACAUAAUUUGACGGGGUAUGAUAGUCAUUUAUUUAUAGAAGAACUUGCAAAGUACCCCGGGUCUAUCAAAAUAAUGCCACAGUCCAAGGAAAAAUAUUCAAGCAUAACAAAAACUAUAUAUUCUACUAACAAAUCGAGCGCCAAACCAAUUGAAAUAAAGUUUAUCGAUUCUUUUCAAUUUCUUAGUUCCAGUUUAUUUGAGUUAACCAAAAGUUUGAAUAAAGAGGAUUUUGUUAACUUGUCUAAAGAAUUUACUGAUACCCACCACUUUCAGUUAUUAACACGUAAAGGUGUUUAUCCCUAUGAUUACAUUGAUUCCUGGUUGAAAUAUGAAGACAAUAAACUACCGACAAAAGAAAUGUUUUAUAAUACUCUAAAAUCUAAACACAUCUCAGAUAUUGAUUAUAAUCAUGCCGAAACUGUGUGGUCAGCUUUUAAUAUAAUGACUUUAGGGGAAUAUACUGAUUUAUACUUAAAAUGUGACGUCUUGUUGUUAAGCGAUGUGUUUGAACAUUUUAGAAAUACAAGUUUGAAGCAUUAUAAUCUAGACCCAGCCUAUUAUGUAUCUGCACCUAAUUUAAGUUGGGAUGCUAUGCUUUUGUUUACAGACGUAAAAUUACAGUUAAUACACGACUUAGAAGUAUAUCAGAUGAUAGAAAGAGGGAUACGUGGUGGAUUAGCCCAGUGUUCUCUUCGGAAUUCAAAAGCAAACAAUAAAUACACCCCUGAUUUUGAUACUUCUAGACCCACCUCAUAUUUGAUGUAUCUGGAUUGUAACAAUCUCUAUGGUUAUGCUAUGAGACAAAAAUUACCUGUAUCAGACUUUGAGUUUUUAACUUUAGAUCGGGUUAGAAAUUUUGACAUACUGACUAUACCAGAAAACGGUGAACAUGGAUACAUUUUAGAAGUUGACAUGAGUUAUCCUGAUCAUUUACACGAUCUGCAUGCCGAUUUGCCUUUUGCACCUGAAAGGUUUGUUCCCCAGGUGGGAAGUCAGAAAAGUUAAUUGCAAAUUUAUAUGACAAAUACAACUAUAUCAUUCAUUUCGUACAUUUGAAGGAAUGUUUAAAGAACGGGUUAGUGUUACAGAAAAUACAUCGCAUUCUACGUUUUAGACAGUCUAACUUCUUACAAAAAUAUAUUGAUCUAAAUACUCGAUUACGACAAGAAGCUUCUACUUCAUUUGAAAAAGACUUUUUUAAACUAUUAAAUAAUGCUAUAUUUGGAAAAACAAUUGAAAAUAAGCGAAAACAUUUACAUGUUCAAUUAGCAAUAAAAUGGAAAGACAAUGACAAUAAAACAAACAAACACUUAGGUGCAGAAAAAAUAUUAUUAAAACCUAAUGUAAAGAAUGUAUCCAUAUUUAAUGAAAACUUUGUGGCUGUUCAAUUAAGUCCUGAAAAAAUUUGUUUAGACCGCCCGAUUUAUAUUGGAUUUACAGUUUUAGAAUUGGCAAAAACACAUUUAUAUCAAUUUCAUUAUAAUUUCAUUAAAAAAACGUACAAAGAAAACGUGAAACUCUGUUAUACUGAUACUGAUAGCCUUCUUUAUAACAUUAUUACUGAUGACUUUUACAAUGAUCUAAAUAAAAA